Molecule: messenger RNA, 3308 nt
Organism: Abrus precatorius (Indian licorice)
Lineage: Eukaryota; Viridiplantae; Streptophyta; Magnoliopsida; Fabales; Fabaceae
Product: respiratory burst oxidase homolog protein B-like
Exons: 12
Coding region: 477-3131 (884 amino acids)
Cellular component (GO): plasma membrane
Molecular function (GO): peroxidase activity; NAD(P)H oxidase H2O2-forming activity; calcium ion binding
Source: RefSeq, a predicted model, not a curated record
ACAGAAGGAUUUGAAUGCCAACAACUCUCCGUCCGUCUUCGUCAACUAACGCGCCCAAAACCACCACAACAAUAUCCACAUGCGCCCCUUGAUUCAUCUCCCCCAUUAUUUGACUUAUAUCUCUCACCUCUCAUUUCCUCCCAAUUUAUUUCAAUUUUCAACCUUACCCAAUUACGAAGCCACGUACCCAACACACACACACACACACACUCUUUAUGUGUAUAUAUAUAUAUAUAUAAUAACUUUCCCAUUCACUCUCCAAUUUCUCAGCAUACCCUCAAACCCUCCUUAUCCAAGCCUUCAACACAUUUCCAGUUGAAAAAGAAAAGAGAAGAAAAGAAUAACCCCACACACCCAACUACAGCACACUUACCAUUGGGUCGUAAGUUGUACAGCUCAAUUUCCAUAAAUAAAAAUCUAUAUAUCAAGGUAGAUAGACAUAAACAUUAGCUGGGGGAGUGAAGAGAAUAAUAGGCAUGGAGAUUCAAGAAAACCAACAAGAGGCAUGGUCGGAGACAGAGAGCACGGGAAGCCGAAGCACGCAAGUGGGCUUCAGUGGGCCGCUGAGUGGGCCUUUAGUUUCGAACAAAAGGAGCGGCAGCAAGAACAAAAGCGCCAGGUUCAAGGGCGACGAUGACAUGGUGGAGAUUACGUUGGACGUCCGUGAUGAUUCCGUGUCCGUCCAGAACAUUCGCGGCGGCGACUCCGAGACGGCGUUUCUGGCCAGCCGGCUCGAGAUGCGUCCGUCGUCGCUUUCGGCUCGGCUGAGACAGGUGUCGCAGGAGCUGAAGCGCAUGACCUCGUCCAAGGCUUUCGAUAGAGUUGACAGAACCAAAUCUGGUGCUGCUCGUGCUCUACGAGGUCUCAAGUUCAUGACCAAAAACGUUGGCACUGAAGGUUGGUCCCAGGUUGAGAACCGCUUCGAUGAGUUGGCCGUUGAUGGAAAGCUUUCCAAGACUCGCUUUAGCCAGUGCAUAGGAAUGAACGAGUCGAAGGAGUUUGCCGGGGAGUUGUUUGAUGCAUUGGCUCGUCGUCGGGGCAUAACAUCAGCUUCCAUAACAAAGGAUGAGUUGCGUGAAUUUUGGGAGCAAAUUACGGAUCAGAGCUUUGAUUCAAGGCUUCAGACCUUUUUUGACAUGGUGGAUAAGAAUGCCGAUGGACGAAUUACAGAAGAAGAAGUAAAAGAGAUUAUAACCCUGAGCGCUUCAGCUAAUAAGUUGUCAAAAAUACAAGAACGUGCAGAGGAAUAUGCUGCCCUUAUCAUGGAGGAGCUGGAUCCGGACAACCUUGGAUACAUUGAGUUAUACAACUUGGAAAUGCUUCUUCUGCAAGCCCCGGCACAAUCAACCCACAUAACCACGGAUAGUAGAGUGCUGAGCCAAUUGCUGAGCCAGAAGCUAGUUCCUACAAAAGAGCACAACCCCAUCAAGCGAGGCUUUCGGGCACUAGCAUACUUUGUGCAGGACAAUUGGAAACGUCUAUGGGUCAUAGCUCUAUGGCUUUCAAUUUGUGCUGGUCUUUUCACUUGGAAGUUCAUCCAAUACAAGCACCGUGCUGUGUUCCACGUCAUGGGUUAUUGUGUCACAACAGCUAAAGGCGGUGCUGAAACACUCAAGUUCAACAUGGCUUUGAUCUUGUUGCCUGUCUGCAGAAACACCAUCACUUGGCUUAGAAGCAGGACCAAACUAGGAACAGUUGUUCCCUUUGAUGACAACAUCAACUUUCACAAGGUGGUAGCUUUUGGGAUUGCUAUUGGGGUUGGGUUGCAUGCGAUUUCACAUCUAACAUGUGACUUCCCAAGGUUACUACAUGCUACGGACGCAGAAUAUGAGCCCAUGAAACCAUUUUUUGGGGAUAAAAGGCCAAAUAAUUAUUGGUGGUUUGUGAAAGGGACAGAGGGUUGGACUGGGGUGGUCAUGGUGGUGCUUAUGGCCAUAGCCUUUAUUUUGGCUCAACCAUGGUUCCGUCGGAACAGACUAAACCUCCCUAAACCCCUUAAGAAGCUCACUGGUUUCAAUGCCUUUUGGUAUUCCCACCACCUUUUUGUCAUUGUCUAUGUGCUUUUUAUCAUUCACGGAUACUUCCUAUACCUCAGCAAGAAAUGGUACAAGAAAACGACGUGGAUGUAUCUCGCCGUUCCCAUGAUACUUUAUGCAUGUGAAAGGCUAAUCCGUGCUUUAAGAUCUAGUUACAAAUCUGUGAAAAUUCAAAAGGUUGCAGUGUACCCAGGAAAUGUACUUGCAUUGCAUGUGUCCAAGCCACAAGGAUUUAAGUACUCUAGUGGCCAGUAUAUUUAUGUUAAUUGUUCAGAUGUCUCCCCAUUUGAAUGGCAUCCCUUUUCAAUUACUUCAGCUCCGGGAGAUGACUAUGUAAGCGUUCACAUUCGAACUUUGGGUGAUUGGACUUCACAACUGAAGGCUGUUUUUGCCAAGGCAUGCCAACCGGCAAAUGAUGACCAAAGUGGUCUUCUACGAGCUGAUAUGCUACAAGGCAACAACAAGCCAAGGAUGCCAAGGCUCUUGAUUGAUGGACCUUAUGGAGCUCCGGCACAAGACUACAAAAAUUACGAAGUGAUCCUUCUUGUGGGGCUAGGAAUUGGCGCCACACCUUUGAUUAGCAUACUCAAAGACGUGCUAAACAACAUUAAGCAACAUCAAGACUUAGAAGAAGGAUCGGUGGAAAGUGGAGUUAAGAACAACAAGAGAAAACCUUUUGCCACCAAGCGAGCUUAUUUCUACUGGGUUACUCGUGAGGAAGGUUCUUUUGAAUGGUUCAGAGGAGUGAUGAAUGAGGUAGCAGAGAAUGACAAAGAAGGAGUCAUUGAACUUCAUAAUUAUUGCACAAGUGUUUAUGAAGAAGGAGAUGCUCGAUCAGCUUUGAUUACAAUGCUUCAAUCCCUCCACCACGCCAAAAGUGGUGUGGAUAUAGUUUCAGGGACAAGGGUCAAAACACAUUUUGCUAGACCUAACUGGCGUAAUGUAUUUAAGCAUGCAGCCCUCAAACACCCUGACCAACGAGUUGGUGUUUUUUACUGUGGGGCGCAUGGAUUGGUUGGGGAACUAAAAAGGCUUUCUCUUGAUUUCUCCAGGAAAACCAGCACCAAGUUUGAUUUUCACAAAGAAAACUUUUAGAUUCAUUUUUCAUUGAUUUUUUUUUAGCAACUGUAGUUAUAUAUAGUUGAAUCAUUUUUUGUCGGUAGAGGUAAUGGGGUAUAUAUCUGGCUGGUUUGAUGCAUGGAAUAUGCACGUAUGAAAAAUUUGUAUUUACUUUUGUGUAAUAUAUAUUAUGUCGUGAUAUGUUGUAUGGUC